UCCAUAUUUUAAAAAUAUUAAAGAAAAAUUAAAAGAAAAUGGAAUGAUUCUCAAAAAUGAAUUAAAAAUUAUAUUGCACUUAUGUCAGACUUCAUCUGAUGUGGAACUAGCCAAAGAAGUUAUUUACAGGUACUUGUAACAAUCCAGGUACCACGAACAGAAUGGAAUUACAAACUUAAAUGGUUUUAAAUUUGGGCCCCUCUUUAUGAGGCUAUGUUAUGAGCUAGACCUUGAAACACCUGCAGUAGAACUUAUCAAAGAUCAGAAUUUGCAUGGUUUUUUCUCAGACAGUACAUCGUUCCAUAUUUUGAUGACUAUGUUGUUUAAAAAGGGUCGUUACAAAAGUGCUUUGGAAGUCCUCGUAGAAAUGAAAAAACAAGGAAUACCUUUCAACAAAGAAACCUAUUUACUGGCAUUUGCAAUAUGCUACAAACUGGGCAACCUGGAGUCUUACAAAAUCUCUGCAAAACUGCUUGAAGAAGCGCAGCUAAAAGGUGACACAUUACCACUGCGAGCAUUCUACUUUGCUGUGGCAUCUGCUCUGAAGCAGGAUGAUGUAGCACAAGCCCAAUUUUAUUGUUCUCAGAUAAGGAAAACAGAGAAUAAACUAUACAGUAACUUUAAAGUUCUUGUCCAGCUCAGAUCUGGUUUGCUAGGAGAAGUAAUAAAGACUUUUGAGGCAGCAAUGGAUGUAGAUACCCCUCCUUUUGUGAAAAAAAUUGAAUUUUCUGAGCAAGUGAUGGCCAUAGCCAGGGAAAAGAUGGAAACAAAUCCUGACUUUUCUGCCAAAUUAAGAGAUAUUUAUACCAAACUACAAGCUUCAGGACGGAUAACCACAUGCACACUGGAGGACAUGCUUUUCCAGAUUCCUAGUUCAAAGAAGAUGCCGGCAAAACUUUUAAGUCAAAAACAGUUGGGUUAUCAGGCUGCUAAACUGCUUCGGUCAAAUCUAUUGUUGGAAUAGUUCAAUAUUUAUUGGUAAACUGAACUAAAGUCACCUAGAAGCAUAUUUGAAUAAAAUGUGUUCUCCCCUUCUCCACUAUUGGAAAUUGUA
Molecule: messenger RNA, 1054 nt
Organism: Numida meleagris (helmeted guineafowl)
Lineage: Eukaryota; Metazoa; Chordata; Aves; Galliformes; Numididae
Gene: PTCD2
Product: pentatricopeptide repeat domain 2
Exons: 8
Coding region: 206-964 (252 amino acids)
Biological process (GO): mitochondrion organization; regulation of mRNA processing; multicellular organism development
Cellular component (GO): mitochondrion
Molecular function (GO): RNA binding; protein binding
Source: RefSeq, a predicted model, not a curated record